CUUCAACCGAUUUCCAUCCAUGAUGAUGUGUCCAUCCAUCCAUCCAUCCAUCCAUCCACUCAUGCAGAGACGAGCCACCACACAUCCGUCGUCCAUUCAGUCACUGACUGUACAGCCCACGAGAGACAGACAGAUAUGUGCACGUGGUAGUGGUCGGCUCAUCAGUCGGUGUUCUCGCUGUUGUCAACUGGGUUCAUCACCUCCUGCACAGAACACACACAUUCGCCGCUGUGCACACAUCCGCAUCCCUGCGCUGCCCAUCGAGUGAGCUGACCUUGAAGUACUGCCUGAAUUUCUUCUCUUUGUAGCCGUCGUUGACACCUCCGCAUUGGACCGAGUACACGCGCACGCGAUAGUUUUGCUCGAGCAAGAGGAACUUCCGCUCGAACUCCCUGCAGUCAACACACACACACACACACACAGACAUCCAUCCAUCCAUCGACCCGCCCGCCCGUCCACGAGUGACAUACCCUCUCGUCAUCUGUUUGAUCUCCUCGUUGGUGAAAGGUUCGCGUGUGGCGUACACGUCCCCACCCCCGACGUCGCUUUUGACCAGGUGCUGCUGGUCGCUGGGCCGCCCCGACCUGCAAAGAGCAAUCAGGACGAGGAGUUUGCUGACUGAAUGAAAGCGCCACAUACCAGUACUCGAUGAACGCCUCGUUUCCAUCACUGACAAAGACCACAAGACAGCCACAACAGUUCGUCUGGUCUGUGUUCUUUGUGAGCAUUGUCUCUCUGUCUCUCAGUCUCUUCUCUGUCUCUCUGUCUCUCUGUGGGGAUGUGUGUCUGGUUACGGUGCUUGACGGUAUCGUGUCUCUUGAUGACAGUACUGUCGGCUCGGUCGCUGCUCGAGGGGCUGUUGCUGCGCCCUCCCGCCGACUCGCUCUCCCGACUCACAUCCUGACCCCUGUACACAUCAAAGCAUAGCGAACAUCAACAUGAAGCGACGCAGAUGUGCCCAUCCCUCCGCUUGCGCCAUCUCUCACCGUUUCUGUGUGUUGGCUUCGACCUGCAUGGCACCGCUCGGCAGCGAUGGGGCCGGCAAGUGCGACGACGGCACAGGCACAGGCGCGAGGACCCCUCUCCCCUUUUCCUCCGCCGCCCUGUGACGAUCCCUGCGAGCGGCUUCCUUGUCGUGGCCCUUCCCACCGCGGUGGCUACGGCGGCUGUCCUUCUUGCGUCGCUUGGCUGGUGAGGAGAGGGACGAGGGGGGUUCGUGUUGCUGCGAUGGUUGGGCGGGCGGGAGACUGUGUGCCCGCUUCUUGUUUGGGGAGGGGUUACGGCUCUCAGAGAGUGAGGGGAAGUCAUUCUCUGCCAGUUGCGCCUCCUCCCUCUCAGCGUCAGCGUCAGCCUCCCUCCAGGCCGACUGCCGCUGCAGCGACUGCUGCUGCUGCUGUGGCUGUGGGUCUGGCUGCUCAUCCUCCUCCUCCUCCUGCUGCUGCUGCUGCUGCUGUUGAUGGUCUCCUAGUAGAUGGGAUCGGAGACUGGGCAAACACCUGCUUGAAACAGACAGACAGACAGGCAGACAGCAGGACACCACAGUGAAGCGACAGGCAGACAGACAGACAGACAGACAGACGGCAUGAAGGAUGUCGCUCACUGUGGUGAUGGUGCUGCUGCUGCUGCUGGUGCUGCUGGUGUUGCUUGCUGCUCCGUGAUGACACCUGACAUCGACUCAUCUUCUUCAUUAUCAUCCCACAGCGACUCAUUGUCUUCUUCCGCGCGACUCAUUCUCUCACUCACUGACUCACUGACUGACUGGGUGACGAUUCGCAGAUGAAUGUCUCUCUUGGAUCGAUGAACAGUCGUUGUGCGGCGGUGUGUACACGAGAGACCGACGCGCCUCUCCUGCAAUCGCAAACACACACAAAGGAAGUAUACACUGCUCG
This is a messenger RNA of Vitrella brassicaformis, 1889 nucleotides long. The record is from the annotation of a GenBank genome assembly. NCBI's taxonomy places the organism in Eukaryota, Vitrellaceae.